Molecule: messenger RNA, 7648 nt
Organism: Astyanax mexicanus (Mexican tetra)
Lineage: Eukaryota; Metazoa; Chordata; Actinopteri; Characiformes; Acestrorhamphidae
Product: C-terminal binding protein 1
Exons: 11
Coding region: 320-1669 (449 amino acids)
Molecular function (GO): oxidoreductase activity, acting on the CH-OH group of donors, NAD or NADP as acceptor; NAD binding; transcription corepressor activity
Source: RefSeq, a predicted model, not a curated record
CUUCUCUUUUCUGGGGCUCGUCUCUCUCAGGCCUCCUCCACUCCUGCCUGCUGCUGCCUUUUAUGCGGAUUUCAUGGCGAGCGGUAGCGGGGCAGCGCUGCUUCACCUCCUCUCACCACACUGACCCGCAGCUAACCUCUACACGGCGCUCAUUCGUUGCUGUUGGAAGGUGACAAAGGUGUUAAUUGAUUUGCACCUCUGGUCUGGAGAAGAUUUGAGUGAUUUCUCUCCUAGUGUGGACAGGAACGGACUUUGUUCUGUGCUCUUUUUCAUUCUCCUGUUGUGGCCUUAGCUGGUCUUUAAGAAGAUCUGCCACUCGAUGGCUCUUAUGGACAAACACAAAGUGAAGCGACAGAGACUGGACCGCAUCUGUGAAGGCAUUCGCCCUCCCAUCCUAAAUGGGCCCAUGCACCCUCGUCCACUGGUGGCCCUGCUGGACGGCCGGGACUGCACAGUGGAGAUGCCCAUCCUGAAGGACGUGGCCACUGUUGCGUUCUGUGAUGCACAGUCCACCCAGGAGAUCCACGAGAAGGUUCUUAACGAGGCUGUGGCUGCACUGCUGUACCACACCAUCACACUCUCACGAGAUGACCUUGACAAGUUUAAAGGCCUUCGGGUCAUCGUGCGGAUUGGCAGCGGAUUCGACAACGUGGAUGUCAAAGCUGCAGCAGAGCUUGGGAUAGCAGUGUGUAAUGUCCCGGCUGCAUCUGUAGAGGAGACGGCAGACACUUCCAUGUGUCUGAUCUUGAACCUGUACCGCCGAGUUACCUGGAUGCACCAGGCAUUGCGGGAGGGAACUCGAGCCUCCAGUGUGGAGCAGAUCAGGGAGGUGGCUGGUGGAGCUGCCCGUAUUCGAGGAGAGACGUUGGGCAUCAUUGGCCUUGGGCGUGUGGGCCAGGCAGUGGCUUUAAGAGCAAAAGCAUUCGGUUUUGGAGUAAUCUUUUACGACCCGUACCUGCCGGAGGGAGUGGAGAGGUCCCUGGGCCUCCAGCGUAUGGCCACCUUACAGGACCUUCUAAUCCACUCAGACUGUGUUUCCCUUCACUGCAGUCUGAACGAACACAACCAUCACCUCAUCAACGACUUCACUAUCAAACAGAUGCGUCAGGGUGCGUUCCUGGUGAACACUGCACGAGGAGGGCUGGUGGAUGAGAAAGCUCUGGCUCAGGCACUGAAGGAGGGAAGAAUACGGGGAGCAGCUUUGGACGUGCACGAGACAGAGCCCUUUAGUUUCUCUCAGGGCCCUCUGAAGGAUGCCCCUAAUCUGAUCUGCACCCCCCACACAUCCUGGUACAGCGAACAGGCCUCCAUUGAGGCGAGGGAGGAGGCAGCGCGGGAAGUACGCAGAGCUAUCACAGGCCGUAUUCCAGACAGUCUGAAGAACUGUGUGAAUAAGGAAUAUCUGAUGGCAGCUUCUCAGUGGUCAUCUAUGGAAGCUGCCACUGUGCAUUCUGAACUUAAUGGAGCCACAGCCUACAGGUUUCCUGCCGGUCUGAUUGGUGUGGCCCCUGGUGGUCUGCCCGGUGCAGGGGCAGGAGUUGAGGGCAUGGUGGCAGGGACCCUGCCACUGGCCCACGCCAUCGCCCCAGUCUCACACCCGCCACACACCCCCUCACCUGGGCAGCCAUCCAAGGCAGAGGCUGACAGAGACGUCCCUUCUGACCAAUAGCAUCCCAACACAUUCCGUCGUUGCCCCAGCGAUGCCCUUUCUCCUUUUGUAGGGCUGAGACCAUGACGGUGCCCUGCUUUUGAUGUGACCCCCUCUCCCUGCCCCCCCCUCUCCGGGUUAACCCAGUCCAACAGAACACAAGUAUAAGCCCAGAAAGUGGCCCACUCAAAAACAUUGUUUCCUGGCAGCAACUUCUCCUUUUUCUUGUGGUAUCCUGUUUUCCCCACUUGUGCAGUAAGCAAUAACUCUUCUCAAGGAUUCAGUAAUUGGUUCUUUUCGUUAGCGUUUGAAUCGCCCCCUCUCUUUUGUUUUUAUUGCUUCUUUUUUGAAUAUACUCUGGACUAGUUGGAGUUUGAGUAGUGUCUCUUCUACCUGACUUUUUUCUGUUCAGCCGUUUUAACAGUAGUGAAGAACGCAUGAUUAUUAUUAUUAUUAUUAUUAUUAUUUUCCCCCUUCUCCCAAACUCCAGCAUACAUUUGUGAUCUUUCUCUUUUUUUUUUUUUUUGUUAGCAUAGGUUUUUUUUCUGCAAUAUUUCUUGGGACAACCAACAUCAUUGAUUCCCUCUUUGACAACUUUACAAAAAUUAAAUCAUGUCUACAAACUGCCUGUGGCUAAGGGUAACUCUGUCCACUUGGUGAGCUCAGACACUUGAGUUCCACUCCUCUCUUCAUGCUAAGGACGUCCUGUAGAACUCAGCCCCUUUACAUCGUCUCUUUUUGAAGGACGCACGCAUAUUACGAGGGAGUGCUUCCUCCUUCCUUUCAGUCUUUUUUUUUUUUUUUCAUUAAUAUACUUCUGUAUUCGUAACAUAUUGGUGGACGACGCACAAGUCUGUGUAAGAGUGUCAUAAACGUGACCGUUUUUUGUGUCCAGCUAUUUAAUUGACUUCCAUAUAACCAAUGAGUUCAACUUUCCUAGUCAGGUUUGAGUGUGAAACUUGGCUUUGAUGCUCUUGUACUCAGUGGACAGUUGUUGUUUGGGGUUCAUGUUUAUUCAGCACAAGGUUGUUUUUGACACCUUUCGGACAGAACUAUAUUUUCUACUACACUGUUGCAGCAGUCCAUUGGGAGUGUAUGAAAUCUCCUCUUUUUUUUUUUUUUUUUUUGUAUGAAACUGGUCAUGUUUAUGAUUCUCUUAAAUAGACCUGAGUGAUGGAAGAUGCACCAUAACCUGUUUGUGUCACUGAUUACACUUAAGUUGACUAUAUUGUUUCUUUCGAUGUUAAAUUUAUGAAGACUUGGGAAGGAAAUGGAACUACAAUUUCAGGCUUCAGGUGUCUGGAGGCUGUAUUCUCACUCAGACUUAAGAUUUACCAGUACAUUAUUACAUAUCGUUCUUUUUUUUGUGAUGUUUAAACAAUAUGGUGGAGACACAGUGGCAGCCUAAAUUCUGGGGAUUCUUUUUUUGUUUGUUUGUUUUUGUUUUUUAUUUUUCCCCCACAGUUUGGACUCCCAUAUUGCUUUAAGUCUUGAUUGCCCUCCAUGCUAAACAUUACUACUCUGACUUACUCUCUGCUCCUGCUUUGCUCCCCUACACUCUCUGAUCUGUGCCUCCCUGGGUGAUGAGGCCUUUUGUGUCCACCCUUCAUUCGUUUUUUGCAGAUUUUAUUUUAUCUUUUUCCUCAGCCACUGCUCUUUGUACGACAUUACUGUAGCAAGCCAGCUCUGCUCUCGCCCUGCUCUCACCCUUUGAGAAUGAGACUUUUUACACACAUGCUAUAGGGCUUCCCAGUAAAAGAUGAAGCAUUGCAUUGCAAAUAUAUUUUCUACAGGUAACAAUUAUGAUUGCAGUGGUAAAUUAAAAACAUUUUUUAACCAAAAUUAUUGACAUCUUUGGCAUUAUGGGAAGGGCCUCAUUCAUCAAAACACAUGCAUGUGCACGGUAUCAUCAGUUUACUUGGCAGUUUAUGCUUCAGUAUUGACAGAAGUACCUAAAAUAUAUCAUUUUCCCUGUUAGGCUGGAAUUCCCAUAUCCGGUACUUUUAUGAAAGCCACAUGUGGAAACAUUUAUCUGUGAGCUGUGUGUGACUAGAAUACACACUUGUGAUUAGUCUAAAGCUCUAGGACUUGACUUGGUCUUUGUCCCAUUUUUUAUUAUCCAUUUUAUUAGAUAUAUUUUUUGUCUGUCCCUCUGUUCAAGCUACGAUGGUCUUUUGAUUAACUUUCAUCACUGUAAUACAUAAUGCCUCCACUAGGUGGCACUAGGGCACAGUGUACCAAGUUCAGCUGUCAGCUCAGACUUUCAGCACCUGGUUAUAUUUCUCAGCCUGGCACUUUACAGUGCUUUUGAAGCAUCAUUUGGUUUGGUGUAAAGGAAAUGCAUCACCCGUUUACAGCUUUUAGCAUUGGCUCUACUCUGCUGCACCACACCACCCCAUCCAUCAACAGUCCAUUUGUCUGGUUUCCAAAGACUGGGAAUGGCACACAAUCAGUCUGUUCAGCAUUCUGAAACAGAGACAAGCUCUCGGAAAAGGCCCAUAUUCUCCAAUACCGUGCAUGAGUGUUCUUCUUUUUCUAAUUCAUUUUCGUCAGCAGUUUUGAUGUGAUUUAACUUUACUCUGAAGCCACAGCAUAAGCAGCACAGCCAACAGUAGGGCGAGAGUUGGGAUGAAGCUAGUUCACAGACAAAGCAGUUGCUUUCCAAAGCGGGGAAUGCAUCCCCAGGUUGAGUCUUUUAACUUAACUCUGAAUACUGUUCUGCAUCAAGGGAAAACCUAUCUAGUACCUCAGUAACAGAUAUUGAAUGUAUGCUCUUCUCUUUUCUUUUGUGUUGGGUUGGAUUUUUUUUUCUUUGUUGGGCUUGUACAGCAUGUUUCUUUUUUAGAUGGUAGUUUCCAGUUUUUGAGAAGAGUAUGUGUGUGUGGAUGUGUGUGUAUGCCUGUGUGUGUGUCUGCAGCUCUCCAACAAUGUAUGGUAAUUUCCUUUUUAGUAUAGACAUUUGCUGAGUUGAUUAGAUGUAGUUUGGAAACUCAGGCUUUAAUUUUAAAGCUUUCCUUGUCUUUUGGUUUUGUAAUUAAUGAGCACAAAUUGACAGCCUUCAUUUGCUGUGUGCGCGUGCGUGCGUGCGUGUGUGUGUGUGUCAGUGAGUUUUAUGAUUAAUUGUGGGGACUGUGGUCUGAUAAGCUAGGUGAAUAGUGCAUUUGGGAAUAAACGCUAAUAAUAGAAUGACUUAAAACCAUACAUACUCUUAAGAGUUGUUUCAGGCACAGAUUUAGCCUAAUUAUGGACUGAAUUACUUUGAUAGUUGUGCGUUUCUUCUUGCUUUGUUUAUUUCCUUUUUGUCAAGAAACUUAAUGUAGGUCAGGCCUAAACUAGGUUUUGUCCAAGUAAGAAGUCGUCCCCUGAGGUUUCGAAGACCUUGUAUUUCCCAUAUAAUGACAGUUGUUUUUAAAUCCAUGAUUCGUUUCUUUUUUCCUCUCAUGAAUAAAAGAUGAGAAAAUAAUUUUGUUGUGGAAAACUAAACUGCAUGUUGUUCAUACAAGCUAGAAAUGUGGCACGGUAUAGGAAUCCUGUUCGGAUGACCUGGUGUUGUGUUCUUAAUACCCUGGUUCCUGGUUUUCAAUAAUGUGUAGCUCUCCUGGAGUGAAAUGACACGCUUUUCCAACUACAUCCCAGGCUUAUGCCUUUUGGGAUGUAUAUAUUUUGAAACGCUCACUUUUAUUUCCCUUUCUUUCACUUUUUUUUUGGUUUCUGAGCAUUUUUUAUUUUUAUUUUUUGCCAUCAUAGUUCUUAUCUGUUGGCAUCAGGCAUACUAUUUCUGUAAACAACUUUUUUUUUUUUCCCCUCCACUUUGUAUUCAGUGUUCUACAUGUUGUAUCUAAACAUUUCAAAAAGAGACGGCCUUUGUAUCUCCUUUGCUUUUUGCCUCACAGGCUCCGACAUCCUUCCCAGCAAUUACUUUAAGGUCAAUUUAUGCUUUUGCAUGGAAUCUUCGCAUAGCAAUGUACCUGCCGUAGUGCCCAGAAGUGUAACUACAUUGCCACUUUCUAGUGUAGUAUUUCCACCUUUGCUGGCACUUAAGUACUUUUGCUCUGUUGGUUCAAACAUCGCCCAACAUAAUCUCUUUUUAAUAGCAGGAAUUUCAGUAAAAGUAACAUCAGCUAUUCGCUCCAGUUUCAACCACCAUCAUUUGUAGAACACCAACAAACAAGUAAAAAAAACUGUGGCAUACAAAAUCUUUCGCCAGUGUUUUGGCUGUGAACUUGCACAGUACAGCAUAUUGAUUUUAUGCUAAAGCCUAUAUUGGGCAUCUAUUGGGUGUUGCUGCUGUAGUCUUCUCUCAUCCUGCUCCAGCAUAGUCAUCAUGUAGCCUCUCAUUACAAUAAUGUACAAUGUAGAUCUGUUGUAAAGAGUUGUGGUGUUGGAGUUCCCUUGCCCUAGAAUCCAUUUUUGUCAGCUCUGUAGAACGAGAGAAUCGUUAAAGAACCAGCUGUUGGAAGCUUUGUUUUUGCAGCCUUCCUUUAAUAAAAAAAGAAGUUUGCUGUGGAGAGUCGUGGUUGAAGGAAAAUUCCACCAAAUUUGGUCAGAAUAGUGUAUGUACAUCUGUAUAAUUCUGUGUUGGGAAUGAGAUUAGGUUUGAAAUAAUUUUCUUUUCAGUGGUGGUGAUUGAUUUGGAUCUGAGUAUAGCCAUUUUAUUUACUCUCAUUUCCCAAACUUAAUGCAUAUGUAUAAGUUGCGAGAUGUGUGUAAGUGGUAAAAUAGUGACAAAUUUUAUUUGAGGACUUUUUUCUUUUUUUUUUAAACCAUCCAUCAUCAAGGACCUAUACCCCAUAAAUAAGUUUUUUUUUCUUCUUCUUCUUUUCAAAAGUACCAGGAAUCAUUGUCCCAGAGUUCACACAGCAUAUAUUCAUCACCAUUCUGUGUAAUAUAUAUAUAUUUUUUUUGUGAUGUUGCUUUUUUAAGACAAACAUCUGGACGUAAUUUGGAUGUCUGGUUUGAUUCACCACCACUGUGAACAAACCUUAUUGGUCAGGUUUCUUUAGAAUUUAGGAGCGUUUCACACCAAUCCACUGUGAACAGUAUAAUUAUGUGGAGUCAGCUGGAGUUCUGCUUUAAGUUGAGUUGUAGUUUGUGUGUGUGUAGGAGUGUUUGAGUCGAGCAGGGAAACGCUGCAGUGUGCUUGUAAGGAGUGCUCCCAGACCAGGCUUGGGAACCAAUGUCAAAGACUAUGGUGGACUUGGUGACAACCCCUCCCCCCGUCACUACCUAAUGACCGCAAUAUACACACACCAGAGAGAGGAAGUUUUCUUUAGCAGUUCUCUUCUGAAAGGUCACAGAUGGCUUUCACUUUGAGAUGUUUGAGGGGUGCUCUCAAAGACCCUUUCAGGACUCUUUCUCUGGCCAUGGCUCAAACCCAGAGAGGGCGUAGCGGAGAGGAGAAGCCAUGGGCUGGGAGCCGUCACUUUCUCUCUCAGGGUCUUUCUCAAACACACAUACACACCCAUACAUGCACCCAAGCAUUUCUCCAGCAGGCUGCGGGUCUCUCUCCACUGAAACGUCAGCACGAAGUCCAUCUCCAAUCCAUUUUCAGUUCAGAUCAGUCCCUUCUGUCCACAGAGAGUCCCCCCCUCCAUGCUUCUAUCACAACUGUGGUUUCUUCUAUUUUUCUAUUUUCUUGUUUUUUUCUUUUUUUUAGGCCCGAUUUUGUCGCACUGACAACUAACAAUGAAAUGAAUGAAUGUGUGAGCUGUGUGUGAUGUUGAAAUGAGGAAAUGUAUUUUUACAACAUGUGAACUUUUUAUUCCUUUCCUUCACCACCUUUCCUUUCGUUGUGAAAUCAUAUUUUUUUUCUUCUUCCCCCCCCUUUCCAUCACCAGACUGCAAAAAGUACAAAAAAGGAAAAAAAAAAUCUCCUGUAACUAGGCUCUUAAGCUUUACUUUUGUUUUUGUUUACUUUUUUAUUAGAAAACAAUCAUGUUUGUGAUGGUAACCUCUGAUGGUAAAUUCCACAAGGUAUUUUAAUAAAAUCCUAAAGAUUAA